Amphimedon queenslandica is the source of this 435-nucleotide messenger RNA. RefSeq lists its product as uncharacterized. The annotation marks the transcript as partial. The transcript has a single exon. Gene Ontology annotation, biological process: lipid metabolic process. The record is from RefSeq and is a predicted model, not a curated record. Lineage: Eukaryota; Metazoa; Porifera; Demospongiae; Haplosclerida; Niphatidae.
GAAUAUGCUCAUGGAGGCUUUGUCAAUGCUCUUAAUUCAGUUUAUCGAUCCAUUGAAACUAGCAUUGCAGAUGAUUUAGGAAACAAACGACUUGUCAUAACUGGCCACAGUCUUGGAGGGGCACUGGCUUCACUGCUAACAUUUAAUUUGUCUGUCGAAUAUCGGGAUUCUGAGCCUGUGCUCUAUGUUUAUGGAUGCCCACCUGUCGGUGAUGAAAACUUGUCAGCAUUCUUUGAAGGGAAGCCUUCAUAUGUCAUUACUAUUCAAGGAGACCCAGUUUCUACUGGAACACUUGUGACCAUAGGCCCGUGGGCUGGUCUAUACAAACCAAUGGAGGAAUUCUACUUGCCAAAAGCUGCAGGUCAUAGUCUGAGUGACUACAUUGAGCAGUUGGAGAAGUUGAACGAGAAGAAGUUGGCUCUGAUUUUUGAGUAA